CAUACUGACACUGUGGCAGGCUGAAGAGUGAGUGGGGUGAGUUUGGGUAAGCGGACUUAGGGCGGGUCCUUACCUGCCCCUCCGAAUAAAACCGGCUCACAGGAUGUCUCCCGUGCUGGUGGAGAGCAUCGAUCAUAGGGACACACUGAUCACAGGGACACACAGAGCGGGUUCUCAGCUCCAAGCCGUCCCUAUACACCAUGGCCGGACCCUCCAAUAAGAAGUCUAUCAUCCUCGGGGUGGUCGGCCUGCUGCUAGUGGUCUUCGGGGCCGUGCUGGUCUUCAUAGUCCCUGUCAUCGUGAAGCAACAAGUGGAAAAGAAUGUCCGGAUAGAUCCAAGCAGUGGGUUUGCUUAUGAAAUGUGGAGAGAUCUUCCAGUGCCCUUCUUCAUGUCCAUCUACAUCUUUGAAGUAGUGAACUCUAAGGAAGUCCUUUUAGGAGAAAAGCCCAGGGUUGAGGAGCGUGGACCAUAUGUUUACAGGGAACGCAAACAGAAAACAAACAUAACUUUUAAUGAUAAUGCGACUGUCUCGUUUGUUGAGACACGGAUUCUGCAUUUUGAACCUGAUAUGUCUGCGGGAAGUGAAGAGGAUUUCAUUGUAUUUCCCAACAUUCUUGUCCUGGGUGCAUCAGUGAUGAUGAAAGAUUUACCUGUACCCCUUAAAUGGUUCAUUAGUGGAGCAUUUACAACUUUCGGCCAAGAAGCUUUCAUAAACAGAACAGUGAAGGAUCUCUUGUGGGGCUACAAUGAGCCAUUUUUAGAUUUUGUAAAUGCAAUUCUCCCUGGAAAACUUCCAUUCAAAGGGAAAUUUGGCUUGUUUGCAGAGUUCAAUAACACAAACUCUGGUAUUUUUACGGUGAACACUGGAGUAGAAGACAUCAGUCAAGUCCAAAUGGUUGAUGCAUGGAAUGGGCUCACAGAGGUUAAUUUCUGGAAUUCUGAACAAGCAAAUAUGAUUAAUGGAACUGCUGGUCAAAUGUGGCCGCCUUUUCGGACACCUGAUCAGCCUCUUGAGUUCUACAGCCCAGAUGCCUGCAGGUCUCUGACAUUGGUAUACGAUAAAGAAGACUCUUACAGAGGUAUUCCUACAUAUCGGUACACUGCACCCAACUACUUGUUUGCAAAUGGAUCGGACUACCCUCCCAAUGAAGGAUUUUGCCCAUGUACAGCUUCUGGUGUAAUGAACGUCAGUGCCUGCCGGUCUGGUGCUCCCUUGUUUCUAUCCUUUCCUCAUUUCUACAAUGCGGAUCCUGGAUAUGUGGAUGCUGUGGAUGGACUACACCCAAGUGAAGAGCUACAUUCCCUAUUCCUAGACCUGCAUCCACUUACAGGAAUCCCUAUGAAUUGUUCAAUCAAGAUGCAGCUAAGCUUAUUAACAAUGAGUGUUGGUGGAAUUCCACAAACUGGGAAAAUAAAGACUGGAAUUCUUCCACUCCUGUGGUUUUCAGAGAGUGGGUAUCUUGAUGGACCUGUGUAUAAUACCUACUACAACACACUGAUUGUUCUCCCUAUAGUCAUGGAAUAUCUGCAGUACAUCCUCAUUGGCCUGGGACUCUGUUUUAUUCUUGUAGCUGCUGUUCUUCCUUUUCUUAAUCAGGAAAAGGUCAUCUUAUUUUGGAAUAGUAAUAAUAAAAAGUUUGAUGAAAAUCUUGAGAUCAAUAAAUCCCAAACAGAAAAGUUGACCUCUUCUAAUGGAACAGUGCUGAUGGAAGCCAAAUUAUAGAAAAUGGACUAUAUCCUGCAAGAUCCAGGUGAAGUGACUGAAUCUGCUCAAGAUACUGAAGUUGCAAAACUUCUUGAAGACCCAGUUCUUUCACCUCAAACUUGAUAUUGCCUUGCCUAUAAUGGAUCCUAUAGGAGUCUCCUCUUGAGGACCUCUUUAAUCGCUUAAGUUACCUGCUGGGUUCCUGUUGUCGCUGGAUAAAGAUGACGUUUCUGCACCAAAGAACUUUAAAGUCUCUUAAAAUAAGAGGAAAAGCAAAACAUCACCACAGUGCCUGAAGAAUCUGUGUUUGUGACUGACCUUGGAUGACAUUAAAUACAAUCCACUGAUGAGAAGCCAGAAUAGGAAACUAAAAUUAUCCACAAUGGGAUGAUAUACUUGGGUACAGCCAGCUACUGUAGUGUGGCCACACAGCUACAUACUUUACAUUUAGUGUUUUUUUUCAAGUUCUCCUCCUUCCAGAGGGGAGCGUUCACAAUUUUAAGCACAGUUUCUUAAUUUAAAUGUAUUUAAGCAUCCCAGGUAUGCUUUACAGUUUAGUACUUGUUUUGGCCAUGCAGAUAAAAUCGUUGCCUGUGCAUGAACUUUUAGUGGCCUGAAUGGAAUCCACAGUAAUCAUUUGUUCACCUAUGCUUCAAUAUUUUGCAGUAUAAUUAAAGCCAUUUAAAAAAAAAAGGCUGCCCUAACAGAACACCACUUGGAUCAAACAAGUAUUGCUGCUUAAGAGGUUGUGGGCCAAGCUAGCACAAUUAAAGCCAUUAAAAUGUGUAUUGCAUAAUGCUGAGAUCUAAAAUUGCCAAAGUCACACCUCCUUAAGGGUAAAAUGGCAUUAUCCAGUUUACAGUUCUGCAGCACAUUCCAUAUUUAUAGUAUUAUGUGAACAAGACCAUUAAUCAUUGUUUUCAACGAUUCACACAGCUUUCACCCAGGAUGCACAUUCUAAAUUUUAAUGCGACUCUUUUGUAAAAGUUGUAUGAAUUUUUUUUUUCUGUAAAAGCACUUAUAAAUGGAUCCUAAUAUCUUGAGCUUUAAGCUAUGGAAAGACUAGCCCUGCAAUGCUGGAAAGUGUCAUCUUAUAGCAUAUUGUAGGAUAUGACUUAUUUAAUAAACCACUUGAAGUAUUUUUAAAUAAUUUAUUGCAGAAGCCACAGGCUAAAAUGCCUGUGUAGGCUAUGAUGCAGUCUUCUAGCAAUGCACACUUACUGCACCAUAACUUAAUAUUUAGCCUUCACCCUUUACUAAGUGUUAACUGGAGUGGAAGAAAUGAACACUGAUCUUUUCUCAUGUUAACCAAGUUUUCUAGGCACUUAAAGCUUAUUCUGUAGGCUCAUUCCUUAUGUCCCAUGUUGUCGUCUUCCUUUCUUUUCUUUCUAAUCAGUAAAAGGUUUCAUUUUAAUUUAUUUCCUUUGAGACAGUUUUUUGUUUUAUCAUAUUUUUUCAAGCAAUAAUUCUGAAGUAUAAAACUCAGGGUAAAAAAAGUGCCAAAAAUCCUUAAGCUGUACCUAACGCACAUACUUUAUGAAAUACGUGUGCCAUAGAUGUGCAUGGGUGCUAACCUUCCAAUGACUUCUAUGGUAGGGGGUUUGGUGGAGAGUGGAAGGCAAGGCAAGGCAUUGCUUGCAAAAUUAUGUUUACCCCUGCAAACCUCAUCUGGACAAUCCCCUUGGGUUGUCCCUAUAAUCUUCCUAUGUCUUCUUGGCUAAGAGCACCUGACGUAUAAUCUUGCAUCCUACUGAUGUCUUGCAUCACAAGACCUCAAUGUCAAGCCCAAAGCAGCAGGAAGAAAUAAGAUUUUCAGCAUGUCAGUCAUCAAGCAAUUUUCGAUGCAAGAUGAUCUAAUUUUACUUUGUAUCCAAAGCUAAGCUGUUUUUGAGGCAAAAUAAAGUGCAUCCAUCACUGA
Rana temporaria (common frog) is the source of this 3624-nucleotide messenger RNA. It is a transcript of the gene SCARB1, whose product is annotated as scavenger receptor class B member 1. Gene Ontology annotation, molecular function: scavenger receptor activity; low-density lipoprotein particle binding; lipid binding. NCBI's taxonomy places the organism in Eukaryota, Metazoa, Chordata, Amphibia, Anura, Ranidae. Gene Ontology annotation, biological process: cholesterol import; recognition of apoptotic cell; plasma lipoprotein particle clearance. The transcript is spliced from 13 exons. The record is from RefSeq and is a predicted model, not a curated record. The coding region runs from base 201 to 1724 and encodes 507 amino acids. Gene Ontology annotation, cellular component: caveola; cytoplasm.